AUGGCCAAGCUGAUUCAACCCAUCACCAUGGCGGACAAACUUCGUACGCAACAAGAACUCGAACGCCUUCAGGCCAAGUUUAUCGGUACCGGUCACGCCGACACGACGAGCUGGGAAUGGCGCACCAACAUUCACCGCGACACCUACUCCUCUAUCGCCGGCCACCGCCCGCUCCUGUCCUACAUUGCGCUGGCCGAAAACGAGCCGCUUACGAAGACGAGGGCCAAGAUGAUUCGGAAAAUGCUACAGCCAGCCGGCCCUCCACCAGUGCGCGAAGACUGA
Messenger RNA from Beauveria bassiana ARSEF 2860, 282 nucleotides. Its product is annotated as splicing factor 3B subunit 10. The record is from RefSeq and is a predicted model, not a curated record. NCBI's taxonomy places the organism in Eukaryota, Fungi, Ascomycota, Sordariomycetes, Hypocreales, Cordycipitaceae. Gene Ontology annotation, biological process: mRNA splicing, via spliceosome. The transcript is spliced from 4 exons. Gene Ontology annotation, cellular component: U2 snRNP; precatalytic spliceosome. Bases 1 to 282 code for a protein of 93 amino acids.